AUGGAUCCCCGUCGUCGCACGCUUGCAUCGGGCGAUCCUUAUGGUGGAUCCAAUAUUCCUCUUCCUUCGUCGGUACUGAAGAGACCGCAGGCUCAAGUGGCAAGCUCCACUAGGGAGGGUGGUGGAGCCAACAGAUUCUCGCUGCUCCCUCAACGCUUGCCAUCCCACUCUGGUCCCAGGCAGCCGAGUGUUGCAACGAGCUCGAAUUUUCAGUUUCCUCAACAUUCUGAUGCCUAUUUCCAACCUUCUCCAGCUUCUGGCUUCUCGAGUCAUCAACAUCAAGACGCUGCUAUACGUUCGUCAGUCUUCCAGGCCCCACAGACUGUCAAUCGACAAGCUACCAGUGGCUCUAAUUUCCCCGCGGCUAGCCGAGCCUCCAUGUCGGUGAAUAGAAACGAGCAUGCCCACUACCGAUCAAGUAGCGCCAACGAUGUCCCUCCUGUGGGCCUGUUCAAUUUGCAUUCCACGCCUUCUGCUAACCGAGCUUCAUCUGUUGGGCCAUUCCAAGCAUCUCACCACGGCACCUCUUCCCUGCUCCCGCCCUUUCAAACCUACAAAGACCCUCGUACACGCGACAGAAAGACAAUCGCUUCUUGGCAACAUGAAGUUUACGAGUUUCUUCUAGAGCGUGGCUAUCCCGAACCAUUGACAAUCAAGACCCUUCAGGCUCCAACAACCAAGGACUUCCAAAACAUCUUCAAGUUCAUGAUCCAAUGCUCUGACCAUGGCCAUGUCUGGGGACUUUAUGGGAAGAAACUGGAGGAUGAAGUAAUCCCUCUGUUGAAGAGUAUGGGAUAUAUUGCGUAUGAUGCACUCACGAAGAGUGGAUUACAAGCCCCCGGGAGUAUGCAUACCUGGCCUACUCUGUUGGCAAUGCUGCAUUGGAUCGUUACAACCAUCAAGCUGCGUGAAGAAGCGAUGUCUAAUGAAAAAAUAAGAUUGGACACUCAAGUCGAACCAUCCCCGGACGACAGCAGCGCCGAGGACCUGGUAGCCACCAGCCACUGGUUACAGUAUCUCGAGGCGACUUACAAACUGUUUCUUCAAUCAGAUGAUUUUGACCGUGAAUUACAUAAACCACCGUUAGAAGAGUACUUCCAAAAACGCAAGGACCGGGUCCUAUCUGAAAUCGAAAGACUUGAGCGUCGUAAUACCCAACUAGAGCAGAAAUUCAACCGUCUAGCUAGUAAACCUUCAGAUCUGGAAGGAGCUAAGAGAGAGCACAAAAAACUGGCCAAGGAUGCUCAAAGCUUUUUGGAAUAUCUAGGCAAACUGAAAGAGGCAAACAAGAAGUCAGAGAGGUACAACGAAUCAAUCAAGAAAAGCUUGAAGAGUACAGAGAAGCUAUACAAGAAAAAGGCCGAAUUAGCAGCGGUGGUAGCCAAGCAAAACAUCAGUGAUGCCGAAUUGCAACACAUCUCAUCCACUCGGGCUCAAUUAGAACGAUCAUCUGCUGCUGCCCAGGCGAAGCACAGUCAACUGAAAGAAGCAAUGCUUGACUUGGAAGUUCGAAGCACUCAAGCCUCCGACCGAGUCGAGAAGACGCUGACGAUGUACAAGAGCAAAGCCGUCAAACUGGGCUUGAUCCCUCGUGCGCCAGAGCCAUUCGAGCAUCUUGACUUCAGCCAAACUGUCAACAGCGGUGCCGCCGAUGUCUUCGACAUGCUUCCUGAUACACUUAUCGAUAUCAAGCCGGCACUUAUCCAGCUCAAGAAGAACGCAAUCGUCCAUCGCUUGGGAUUGACUGAUCAGGUCCUCUGGGUCGAAGAAAAACUCGCAAACCUCACCGAAACUCUACAAGAAAAACGAGAGAAUCUGCAUACCUUGGAGACCUCGGUUCAGCAGUUAGCCAAACAACUUGAAGAUGAUAAAGAAAAAUUUGCGGCGGAAAUUGGUCGAAUGAAUGAACAAAUUAACGCUGUUCUCAAGCGAGUUACUGAUACUGAGUCCACAAUCGAAACGAAUCGGAUAACAAUUGGUCGUGAAAUCCAAGCUCUGAGAGUGAGGUUUGAUGAAACACAAGAACGUCUCAGUAAGCUGACUAAAGAUAAUGUGGACGAGAUGAACUCGAUCUUAGGGUUCAUUGUAUCUUAUAAAGAGCGGAUUGCUGAAAAGACCUUGCAGCUCAAGCACUUGUCUGAAUCCACUGGUGGUCCUAGCAUUAAUCUUGAUGUUAACUACCAUAGCGGCAGCAAUAACACCUUCAUGCGCAUUUAA
This is a messenger RNA of Puccinia graminis f. sp. tritici CRL 75-36-700-3, 2217 nucleotides long. RefSeq lists its product as uncharacterized. Gene Ontology annotation, biological process: attachment of mitotic spindle microtubules to kinetochore. The transcript has 8 exons. Gene Ontology annotation, cellular component: Ndc80 complex. The record is from RefSeq and is a predicted model, not a curated record. The coding region runs from base 1 to 2217 and encodes 738 amino acids. NCBI's taxonomy places the organism in Eukaryota, Fungi, Basidiomycota, Pucciniomycetes, Pucciniales, Pucciniaceae.